AUGAAAAGAUCAUUAGAAGAAAUAAAUGAUUUAGGUGAAGCAAUAGCUGUAAAGUGUUAUAAUAAAUUUGAUCAGUUAUUAUCUCAUGGAAAACCUUCAUCAAAUGAAUGGACUCAUUUAGCAGCUUUUGUAUCUGUUAAUGACAAUAAUCAAAUUGAAAUUCUUUCAAUAGGUACAGGUACAAAAUGUUUAGGCGGUGAUAAACAAGAACGUGGAACAGAAGGUUGUUUAUUACAUGAUUCGCACGCUGAAGUUAUUGCAAGAAGAGCUUUAAUGAGAUUAUUUUAUGAAGAAAUUCUUAAUGAACAUAAUUCAAUUUUAAUUAAACAAGAUAAAAAUAAAUUUUAUUUGAAUAAAUCACUUCGUCUCUAUUUAUUUGUUUCCUAUGCACCUUGUGGUGCAGCAGCAUAUUUAUCAGAUCCAAUAAAAAGACCAAAACUUGAACAUAAAAAUUUAAAUUCAAUUGGAGAAGAACUUUAUUUAAAACCAGGAAAAGGUUAUGCAACAACAAGUCUUUCAUGUACAAAUAAAAUUAAUCGAUGGAUUUAUCAAGGUCUUGCAGGAAAUCUUUUAAAUCAAUUAAUAAUAUCAUCAAUAAAAUUAACUGGUCUAAUUAUACAAACAGACAAAGAUCUAUCGUCAAUAUUUAAAAAUAUAGAUGUUAUUUGUGUAAAUAAUCAAUUUUCUUAUGGUCCAUCAUUAGAAAGAAUUCGUCCUUGUUCAAUGUCAAUUGCAUGGUGGUUCAAUCUUUCUUUAUCAUCUUCAUCAAUAACAGUUGAUGGAUAUUUAUUAGGAUUAACGAAAAAAAAUCGGCACAAACAAAAAUAUGCAAGUCCAUUAGCAAAGUGUUCUUUAUUUAAACUUUAUCUUCAAUUAAUGGACAAUUUAUCAUCAACAGAAACAAGUUAUGCUCAUGCGAAAACUCUUUCAUCGAAUUCAUUAACAGAUCAAUUCAUGUUAAAUAAUCCUCAAUGGAUAAGAACUGAUCCAAAUAUAUUCUAUGCAUUUACACUUUCUUCUUCGACAAAUUCAUCAUCCUAA
Messenger RNA from Rotaria socialis, 1041 nucleotides. The record is from the annotation of a GenBank genome assembly. Lineage: Eukaryota; Metazoa; Rotifera; Eurotatoria; Philodinida; Philodinidae.